ACAUAGCAUCUCCGCUCGAAAUCUCACCAUGAGGCUUUACAAUUCUCCAUCUCAUCUCUAAGCUCUUCACUGAAAUCUUAGUUUCUUGGGGAGUUUUGUUCUUCGUUAAGCAACAAUGACGGUUCCAGUGGCAGGUCGUGGACCUCAGGUCCAAGGUGUUGCGGGGCUGUUUCUCGCUCUGAGCACUAUUGCUAUUGGCCUCAGAUGUUAUACACGAACAUUCAUUGUCAAGAGCUUUGGACUUGAUGACUGGUCUGCGCUUAUUGCUUGGGUCUUCUUCGUUUUCUUCUGUACCUUUGCUAUCAGCGGUGUACAUUACGGCACUGGUCAACAUGCAGUCGACCUGCCUCCAGCGGACAUUCCUGUCGGUCUCAAGUGGUGGUGGGCAUGUGAACCUGUCUACGUUCUCAGCAAUAUGUGUCUCAAAUUCUCCAUCGGCGUGAUGCUUCUUCGUAUCACCGUUGCCAGAACCCACAAAAUCAUCAUCUGGACAGUCGUUGUCGUCCUCGAAGUCUAUGGCGCAUUCUACUUCUUUCUCUUUGUCUUGCAAUGUCGUCCAUCAGCCUAUUUCUGGACAAGGUACACAGGAGGAAAAGGGACUUGUAUCGACCCAACCAUCACCGUCGAUGCCACCUACGUCUACUCCGCCGUCUCGUGUUGGGCAGACUGGACACUUGCUAUUAUCCCCGUCUUCAUAGUCUGGAAUCUCCAGAUGAACAUCAGAACCAAAGUCGGUCUGUCCUUCAUUUUAGCCAUGGCCGCCGUCGCCUCCGUAGCAACCAUCAUCCGAAUCCCCUACGUCAAAGACCUCGCCAACGCAGCCGACUUCCUCUACGCCACCACCGACGUCGCAAUCUGGUCGACAGCCGAAACCGGCAUCGGCAUAGCCGCCUGCUCCUUCGCCACCAUCCGCCCUCUCUUCCGCAACUUCUUCCUGCGCUCCCGCCUCCUCGGCGGCUCCUCCAGCCGUGGUAACUCCAAGUCCAACCCCUGGCCCUCGUCCGGUCGUCCGGGGUACAUCCGCAGCGAGAGUCGCGGCGGCCAAGAGAGUUUUGGGCUCCGAACAGACAUUGGGAAGAACCAGGGCGUGACGACGGUCAUUGCCAGCGAUGCCGAUGUCGAGAAAGGUGAGGAGAAGUUGCCGAUUCAGGGGAGUUCGAGGAAGCAGAGUUUUGGGCAUAGUCGGGGGAAUGGGUGGAAUAACAGCGAGAGUAAGUUGCAUGAUAGUAGUGAUGAGGAGCAGAAUUGGGGGUUUGGGAUUAGGAAGACUACGGUUCAGACCCAGGUUGCCGAUUGAUUGAGGUUUGAGUCUGG
Molecule: messenger RNA, 1314 nt
Organism: Mollisia scopiformis
Lineage: Eukaryota; Fungi; Ascomycota; Leotiomycetes; Helotiales; Mollisiaceae
Exons: 4
Coding region: 116-1297 (393 amino acids)
Source: RefSeq, a predicted model, not a curated record